Messenger RNA from Calliphora vicina (urban bluebottle blowfly), 4485 nucleotides. It is a transcript of the gene alpha-Man-IIb, whose product is annotated as alpha-Mannosidase class II b. The coding region runs from base 636 to 4466 and encodes 1276 amino acids. Gene Ontology annotation, molecular function: carbohydrate binding; alpha-mannosidase activity. The record is from RefSeq and is a predicted model, not a curated record. The transcript is spliced from 5 exons. Gene Ontology annotation, biological process: protein deglycosylation; N-glycan processing; mannose metabolic process. Gene Ontology annotation, cellular component: Golgi membrane. Lineage: Eukaryota; Metazoa; Arthropoda; Insecta; Diptera; Calliphoridae.
UUCCCAAAGCCAAUAAUAACAACCACAACGACAACAGCAGCAAAAAAGGUUCUAAAGAUGCGACGGUAGCUGAUAUCUGACAUGAAAAAAAACAUACAAGUUUAAAAAAAAAGCAAACCGCAAAAUACAAUUAACAAGAAAAGAAACAUACCAAAAUAAAAUAAAAGACAAACAGUCGGUAUAAGAAAAAAAAAUAAAUAAAGAGAAAUCAGAAAAAAACCAACUGCUAAGAUUCUCUGGACAUGGCUGACAUGCAGUUAAAUUAGUUUUUAAGAUUGACAUAAAGCCCUUGUUGUAUUUGUAGAACAACAAAUACAAACUCCAAAUUUACAGGGCUUUGAGCAAAAAAAAAAUAAAUAAAAAUCUCACACAUAAACACAGUCAAUAUAUAACAAAUAAAAUAACGAUAUCGAAUACUCUUUAUUAUUUUUUUUUUGUUUGGUGUUCAACGAAUUCUUCUCAAAUAACCCCCACGGUAAAAAAAGAAGAAGAAUUUAAUCCUUUUUGAAAAUUGAAUCCAAAAAUUAAAGUUGAGAGAGAGUACAACCAAAACCAACCAAACACGAGCAAAGUGAACGAACAGCGGUCAACCAACCAGCCAGCCAGCCAACCAUUGAAACCAACAAAUAAACAGCAUGACAUUUAAAAUUUUUCGACGUGGUUCUGCACGUUGUAUUGGUUUACUAUCGGCUUUUAUAACAAUUCUGCUAUGCCUCUACUAUAUCUCUAUGGGUCAACCAUCUAUACAGCCCAAAGAUCCCCUACAGGCCAGUUUAUUAACAGGACAGCAACAGCAGCAGGCCACUUUAAUAGCAUCAGCGAAUGGUGGCAGUGGCUCAGUGCAGCUGCAGCAACAACAACAACAUUAUAAUAAAAAUUAUGCAUCAGCUCAUAAAAUGAAAUACAACGACAAUGAAGAUAAUACAGCUUCAGCCUCAUACAGACAACAACAGCAGCCACAUAAAUUGAUAGCCAAAGCUGCAUUAUAUAGCAAUGACCCAGCUUUACAGACUGGCACCAUAACAGCUGGCAAUGGAGGGGGACUAGCAGGUGAUGGUGUUGGCAGUGGUAGCACAAGUGGCAGUGGCAGCAGUACUACUUAUGCCUCUGGCAUGUAUGUCAAUAAUCCUCAAUGGGGCGAUAAAUGUUACAUUCUAGAUGAGAGUGAUACGAAUAUUACAGCCCAAGAGGAAUAUGCUAAAUUUGAUUUUCAGCCGGAAUGGAUACGUACCAAGGAGUAUUGGGAUAGAGGUUUCGAAGAACGUUUUGAAGCGCAGAAAAAAGAUAAGCAACGACCACCAUUAAAGGUCAUUGUAGUGCCACAUUCCCACAACGAUCCCGGUUGGUUGAAAACUUUCGUCAAUUAUUUCCAAAGCGAUUCGAGGCAAAUUUUAAAUUUAAUGGUCACCAAAAUGCAAGAAUAUACCGAUAUGACCUUUAUAUGGUCUGAAAUAAGUUUCUUACAAUUGUGGUGGGAUCAAGCCCACCCCACCAAACAACGGGCCUUGAAAAGACUUAUCGAUUCGGGUAGAUUAGAAAUCACCACAGGUGGCUGGGUAAUGACAGAUGAGGCUAAUGUUCAUCUUUACGCCAUGUUGGAUCAACUAAUCGAGGGACAUCAAUGGCUAAAGAAUAAUUUAAAUGUAACUCCAACCGUAGGCUGGUCCAUAGAUCCAUUUGGUCAUGGUAGCACAGUGCCGUACUUGCUGUCGGGUAGUAAUUUCGAGGGAGCCAUAAUACAACGUAUACAUUAUGCCUGGAAACAAUGGUUUGCUAGGCAGCAGAAGGGUGAUUUCAUGUGGACACCAUAUUGGAAAUUACAAGAAGAGGAAAGCAACAAAAGAGGUAGAUUGUUGACACAUAAUAUGCCUUUCGACAUCUAUUCGAUUAAGGGUUCUUGUGGUCCACAUCCUUUUAUAUGUUUAAAUUUUGAUUUUCGUAAAAUCCCCGGAGAAUACACCGAAUACUCUAUUAAAGCCCAAUUUAUAACAGAUGAAAAUAUCGAGGAGAAAGCUCAAUUAUUAUUGGAACAAUAUUCGCGUACAGCUUCCUUGUUUCCUCACAAUGUGGCUCUUAUACCAGUGGGUGAUGAUUUCCGGUAUAACAAAGAGCGGGAAGUUGAUCAACAAUAUACGAAUUAUAAAAAACUAAUCGAUCAUAUAAUGGCCAACAAACGUUUAUACAAUGUGGACAUUGCAUUUGGUACGCCCAAGGACUAUUUUUCUGAAAUUAAAAAGCGAACCAAAGAAUUUCCCACUUUCAAAGGAGACUUUUUCGUGUAUUCUGAUAUUUUCUCUGAAGGUAGGCCUGCCUAUUGGUCUGGUUAUUUCACAACUAGGCCUUCGUAUAAAAUUCUUAGUGCUGAUUUGGAACAAAAUCUUAGGAUAGCAGAAAUACUGUUUACCUUGGCUUAUAACACAGCACGCCAGCAACAUAACGAGAAUGCCAUUAAAAUCUUUGAAAAAAACUAUGAGAAAAUGAUACAUGCACGACGUAAUUUAGGGCUAUUUCAACAUCAUGACGCCAUAACGGGCACCUCAAAGGCAGCUGUAAUGCGAGACUAUGGCAUGCGUUUGUUCGAAAGUUUACAGGAUGUGGUGAGAAUGCAAGAAUCCACCAUUGAAUUGCUCAUACAAAAUGGUAGCCAACGGCAUAAUUUCCUUUUGAGUGAAUUGGAAAGAGACAAUUUCAGUAAAUUACCACGCAAAACACCCAUACCGCUGACGGCCUCUUUCGGACAAACCAGUGAUUUCUCCAUUGAGUUUACUUCUUCCUCGGCCGAUGGUAAAUCGGCUUCAUUUGUUGUCUUCAAUCCUUUAACCCACAAACGUAUAGAGGCUUUAACCAUACGCACUACUACACCCUACAUAAAAAUCGUCAAUGAAUUGGGUGUGGAGUUGAGAAAUGUACAAAUUAAUCCGGUAUGGAAUAUUACCGAUCCCUAUGAAAUGGGCAUGGGUAUGAUGGGUUCCAGCAGUUCGUCACGCAUUCGUAUAUCUAAGCGGCAGUAUGAGGUUAUGUUUGUGGCAGAAUUGGAUGCAUUGUCGUUGACUUCGUAUAAAGUGGUAGUGGAUGAGGUGAAUUAUAAACGUUUCAUGUCUUCAAUAUACUGUGAUGAAUGUUCGGAUAAUGUGGAGGGUACAACGGAAGCACCACUGACGAAGGAGGAAUUUGUUGUCAAAUCGAAACCACCAGGCGAUGUACAGCUCGAGAAUAAUUUCAUGCGUUUGCUAUUCGACGAAAAGAACGGCUUCAUGAAGACAAUAACACGUAAAGGACCCAAUCAACAGCUCCUCAAUCCCAUGCAGUGUGCGAUUAAAUUUGCUGCCUAUCGUAGUGCUCAGUUCCAUUCGGGCGCCUAUCUGUUCAAAACUGAUCCCGAACAAAGUGAAGCGGAAAAAGAUGUACUCGAACAGUAUGAAGAUAAACGUAUUAUUAUAACAUCUGGUCCCAUAGCCAGUGAUGUUACGGUUAUCUAUGGUCCAUUCCUGGCCCAUACUGUAAGAAUUUUCAAUACAAAGACCCAUCUAGAUGCGGCCAUUUAUAUAGAAAAUGAUAUAGAUUUUGAACCACCGCCCAAGAAUAGAGAAACCGAAUUGUUUAUGCGUUUUGUAACCGAUGUGGAUAAUAUAGCUCCGGUAAAUAAGGAUACUCUGAAGGAAGGUGAUACUAUACCGGAAUUGCCGGAAUUUUAUACAGAUCAAAAUGGUUUCCAAUAUCACAGACGUACUAAGGUUCCUUCAAUUGGCAUUGAAGGUAAUUAUUUCCCCAUUACUACGGCCGCCUUUAUGCAAGAUGACAAAGUAAGAUUUACUUUAUUGACCACACAUGCCCAAGGAGCAGCCAGCUAUGAACCCGGCCAACUAGAGGUAAUGUUAGAUAGACGUACUUUAUAUGAUGACUAUCGCGGCAUGGGUGAGGGUAUUGUAGACAGUCGUCUAACACGUCACAAAUUCUGGGUACUUAUAGAGGAUAUGCCUACCGCCACUGCAAAACACAAUACAUAUCAAGUACCCAGUUUGCUAACCAACUAUCUGGCGAAUGGUUUACGUUAUCCUCCCACCACUUAUUUUGUGGAAAACUUCGAUAAUCCACCACAAUUAAAAUCCCGAGCAUUGCUCUUGGACCAUGGCUCCUGGCCCUGUGAUGUGCAUCUGUUAAAUUUCCGCACCCUCUCCGAAGAGCAAUUACAAUUGUUCCCCUCUUCAUCGGCUCUCAUGGUAUUACAGCGCCAGGGUUACGAUUGUGCGGUACACAGUAAAAUGGUAGAUUUAUCGAAUGUAUGUCCACUUAAUAAAAAGGGUCUGGGUAAAGUAAGUUUUAAUAAAUUGCAUUUGCAUAGUUUAGAAACGACCAGUUUAACUGGCAUGUUAACAUCACAACAACGUAAACUUUUGAAAUCCUUUAAUGACAUCACUCUUAAGCCCAUGGAAAUUUUAACGUUUAAUGUUACUUUUAAAACUUAGAUUUUUAAAAGCAAACAAA